Calliphora vicina (urban bluebottle blowfly) is the source of this 5438-nucleotide messenger RNA. RefSeq names its product phosphatase and tensin-like protein (gene Pten). Gene Ontology annotation, biological process: protein dephosphorylation; regulation of phosphatidylinositol 3-kinase/protein kinase B signal transduction; phosphatidylinositol 3-kinase/protein kinase B signal transduction. The record is from RefSeq and is a predicted model, not a curated record. The transcript is spliced from 9 exons. Gene Ontology annotation, molecular function: protein tyrosine phosphatase activity; phosphatidylinositol-3,4,5-trisphosphate 3-phosphatase activity. The coding region runs from base 815 to 5200 and encodes 1461 amino acids. NCBI's taxonomy places the organism in Eukaryota, Metazoa, Arthropoda, Insecta, Diptera, Calliphoridae. Gene Ontology annotation, cellular component: nucleus; cytosol; plasma membrane.
AAUGUGCAAUUAUUUUUCUAAUCGUUAAACGAUAAUUAUCGAAUUUUAUGUGUUUCUUGUGUUGCCCAUUCUCUUUUCUCCAGCAUUCGUUUUUUGGGGAAAAUUGCUGUAAAGCAAGUGUCAGGAUACCACUCGCGUAUGAAAAAAAUCCAAAGCAAGUGUCAGGAUACCUUUUGCGAAAGAAAACUAAAAGCAAGUGUCAGGAUAAAUCUCCAAAACGAUAGCCGUUGCUACUAUAGACAUCGAUAACUAUUGUCCCGUGUGUUUCAGACGCAAAUUCGCUAAUGGUGUCAUCACUAUUGACAUUUUUGUUGAAAGAAAAGAAAUAUAUUUCAUUUUUUCAUUUGAGUUGACUUUUUUUAGAAAAAAGAGAAUAAAAGAAGAAAAAACGUGAAAAUUUUAUACAAAUUAUGAAAAAAAUGGAUUUGCCAACGAUUGAUUUAUUAUCAAUUUGAUAUUGAGCAUCAAAUCAGACCGACAAACAAUCUCCCAUUUAAAAUAAAUUAGAAACUAGAAAUAAAAUCGAAACCGUGCCGUGAAACAAAAUUAAACGAAGAAGACGACAAGGAAUAAAAGGAAUACAAAUUUAAUAUAACAAUACAAAAAAAAAAUUUAACCACCAUCCCACAACACAUCAAUAGAGGCGGACCAAAUUAUAUAGUCUUUUUUUGUAUACAAAUCACUCAAACUUUACAAUUUCUACAAAGAAAACAUACAAAAAUAAAAACAAAACUAAACAGAAAAAUCACAGCGGUUCCACAAUGAUGAUCACUUUGGCAAUCAAAAAACAAUAUCCAUACAAUUGAAUAUUUUUAUGAAAUUGUUGGAUUUUGGCAAUUUUUUAUGUAUGUUUCAACAAGGAGGUAAAUUGUAUUUAAAUGUAUCAAAUUGGAAACGUUAUCAGCAACUUAAUUACACUAACAACAACAAUAAUAAGGAUAGAUAUCGAGAUAUCGACAAUCCAACUCCACAGCGAGAUUUUAAAAAAUUCUCAUGCCAUUUGAAACAUUUAAAUAGGUUGAAAAAGACAACAAAGUCAAACAGUCAAAAAACGGGUCUGAGAAAAGCAGCCAGCAUAUAUAGUGUUAGCAGCGUUAAAGAACGCUUAGCGAACGAGGCCGGUUCAAAUACCGGCAUCGAUAUUUACAGGUUUAAACAGAAGAUGGCCAAUACUCUUUCCGUUAUGACGAACGUAUUGAGAAAUGUGGUCAGCAAACAGCGUAUACGCUACAAGGAAAAAGGAUUUAAUUUGGAUUUAGCCUAUGUUUGUGAUAAUAUUAUUGCCAUGGGUUAUCCAGCGGACAAUUAUGAGAGUAUGUACCGGAACCCUUUAGGGGAUGUUUACAAAUUUUUAGAAGAUAAUCAUCAUGAUCAUUAUAAAAUAUACAAUCUAUGUCUUGAGCGCAGCUAUGAUAUUACAAAGUUUCAUGGGCGAGUUUCAGUUUACCCGUUUGAAGAUCAUAACCCACCUACGAUAGAAUUGAUACUGAAAUUUUGUGAUGAUGUGGACAAUUGGCUAAAAGCAGACACUCUCAAUGUGGCUGCGGUACAUUGUAAAGCUGGUAAAGGUCGGACUGGAACCAUGAUCUGUUGUUAUUUGCUUUAUAGUGGUCAACAGCGUACAGCUGAAGAUGCUUUAGCAUGUUACGAUGAAAAGCGUACCAAGGAUCGCAAGGGUGUAACGAUUCCAUCGCAACGGCGUUAUGUUCAGUAUUUUUCCAAAUUAAUGAGAUUGGGUUUACCAUAUGAGCGUCGUAGUCUACAGUUUUGCGAAAUACGUUUUUCGAAGGCCAAUACGUUACAUAGUCAGGGCACCGUACAUUGCUCAAUUUCUGUAUUACAAGAUAAAGUGCAGCAAUUGCAAAAUUUUCCAAUUGAUUUUCGCAAAAAUAGUGUUCUGGAUAUGAAGAAUCCACCCCUACCCGUAGCGGGUGAUAUUAAAGUCGAAUUAACGAAAAAUACUAAGAAAAUAUUUCAUUUUUGGUUUAAUACAUUUUUUGUAACUGAUUCUUCUGUUAUUGAAGGUGAAGGCAAUGAUGUUAAAUUUGUUUAUACUUUACAAAAAUGGGAAAUCGAUGAUGUACAUAAGGAUAAAUGUUAUCCUGAAGAUUUUAAGGUGGAACUUGUGUUCUAUGUCGACGACACCAAUGUUGAUCGUGAUCAUAUGAAAGUUUCUUGUAGCAAUCGACUGACUUCAAAUCAUAGGACUACAAUGCAAAAUGCUGGUGCAGUGCGAAUGUCAUCACAGCAUCAGCAACAAUCAAACAACUAUUCGUUGCCACAGAAUAAUAGCAGUGGCAGUGAAAUGAACUUCUUAUGUGAUCAAAAAUCAUCCUCAUCGACAUCGGUCAGCAGUAGUUUAGGGGUUGGUGGUGGAACGGAUACCAGCAAUGGAUAUGAAUCCAUUAGAAGUACAACACAACGAAAGAGUGGUGUUGUACAGCAAACGUUUAGUAAUCAUCAUAGCAAUCACUAUAUGGCAGCUACAGAUGUCGUCAAUAAUAGUGUAGUGUUUUCAGCACCAACUCCUGCACAACAACAACAACAACAUAUGACGCUACCACCGAGUUAUAUGGAACAGCACCAACCACAACAUCAUCAAUUACAACAACAGCAGCAGCAGCAUAAAAACAAUAUGCCACAACAAAAACCGAAUCAACUUCAACAGAAAAAUUUGACGACAAACCAGAGACAUUUGCAAAGACAGGUUGCUGGUGGUGGUGGUGGAGGAGAUGUACAUGCUCAUCAUCCCAACAAUAUGGAUGCUGCAACAUGUCUACCGUCCACCAAUCUAAAUGCCAACAAAUCCAGUAGCAACAGCAGCAGUAGCAACAAUAGCACCAAUAAUAUGGCUAGCAACAGCUACAAUCAUAAUCACCACAACCACAGUAACAAUAGCAGCAAAACUAGUAGCGUCAGUAGCCAAUCAUCGUCAUCGGCCAUUGGAGAUAAUGAAGAGGACUGGGAAUCCGGUGAGUCCCAAGCUAAACAACUUGAACACAUUACUUUACUACUUUCUACUUCCUCUAUAACAAAUCCAACUUCAACUCUCCCUCCUUCUCCUCCUCCUCAUCCUCCUUCCUCUACUACUACCUCUCCUUCCAAUCAACCUGCUACUCCUUCAACCACUACCACCCCAACCAGUUUCCCAAAUACCGUAAGAAAUUGUAAAAAUCUAAAUAGGGGUAUUUCAAACUCUUCCAAAGCCUCUUCCCAAUCCUCCUCCUACACUUCCGCAUCCGCUUCCAAUUGUCCUUCUAACAAUAAAAGUAAAACUAGCAAUAGUAGUUGUACAAAUAGAGUUGUUGGUGGUGAUGAUGAUGAUAAUGAUAAUGAUACAAAUAAAAAUAAUGACGACGACAGAAAAUUAAAAUUUAAGAAAUUAAACUCGAACCAUGUGGUAAAACCAGUCCCUAAUACAACAACAGAUACUAACACCAAAUCUGUAGAGUUCAAGGUCGGAGACAACAAUAUUACAAGUAGUAUUGAGAGUGAGGCUGAUCAAACGGCUCUAGUGCCGGCUACGUCGAUGGCUCCUUCUACUCCUCCUAAUAAUCGCCCCAAGUUAAUGCAUCUUUUAAUGGCCCCAAAAAAUCUGCAACAACAACAAUCUCCUCACAAACCUAUUUUUAAGCGUAAAUCCUCUUACAAGCUUGUUAAAGGUUCGAAUUCAAGUGGCAGCACUUUUGCUGGUGCCGACUGCUCAGAUGAUUCGUUGGCCUCCUCGACUGCCCUUGCUGCGGGUAGCGGGGGUGGGGUGGCGAUCACUUCGAAGCUAAAACUCAAAAUCAAAUUAAAAAAGAACAAACUAAAGUUGUCACAAAAAUUUCAAUGGUUUCAAAACUAUUUUCGUACUGAUCCUGUGGAUUUCUGUGAAAACUUCGUUCAACAGACCACCUCCAUGAGGCGUAAUAGUAUGUGCAGUAUGGCUAGUCGUACCCAUAAAUUGUCCACGACAACUCCGCCUUCCGUCACACCACCCCCGCCAGUUGUUAAUGCGGGCUCAUCAUGCGAACAACUAGACCGGGCCACCAGUGUCAAUUCAGUGUCUACAUCGAAUGCGAGCAUUGCCACCGGUGACCUCUGUGAAGAUUAUUACUCUUCCAUUUGUGACAAUCAAUUAAGCUUUAGUAACUCACCUUGUAAAAGUCCACGCACUAUGGCGGACAUGGCAAGUAGUAUUAGUGGUGGGGCAGCUGGUGGCGGCGGUGUAAGCAUAAGCCACGGGAGUAGUUUUGGUAGUAGUUUCGCCAGAAGUGCAGGAGUUUCAAAUUCAUAUUUGCGCGAGCGUAGAGAAACAUUGCCCGGUUGCAGUUCUCAUGCCAAUAAUCGACGGACCAGUAAUAACGUGGUCAUUGUGGCAGCUAAGCCGGCUAAAAUACAUGCAAUAGGUUUCAAUGUCAAAACGACGAAUCUGGCCAGACAGGAUUCAUUCGAAACGAAUGAGGAAGAAGAAGAAUCACCGGCCAGUAUUUAUUAUACACCGUCUAGCGCUUUAAUACCAACAACAGGUGACGCUAACGACCACACGAAUACAGCAUUUGUUUUUCCACAAAUACACGAAUCCGAGAAGGUAUUAGAUAAUGUUGAACAAAAGCUCAACAUUACUAAUAUCUCAACUGCGGGUUCAAUAUCAAAGCCACAGGCAAAAUAUUCCUUAAAUUUGGUAAUAGUGAAAGAAUGCGCUGAGCCACCAUCAGCCGCCUCUGAAAUAGCGAAACCCUCAUCAUCGGCCAGCAAUAAUGAAUCGGAUGGCAUUGAUUCAGACUGUUGUGAUACCAGCCAGAAGAGAAUAGAUGAUCACAGGCUACAAGACGAUAUUGGUUCGGCCACGCUGUCGGAAGAACUAGAGAUGGGCAAAAUAACAGCCACUACUACAGCGGCAUCUGUGUGCAGCAACAGUAGUAGCAGUGGCUUUUGCACCAGUGAAUGUUGUACUACAAAUAGUAGUAGCAGUAGUUGUAAUUGCAAUCCAUUCGUUAUGGAUCUAGAGAGACAUGUGGCCUCGGCUAAACAAGAUCAACAACAAAACACUUUACGAGAAGUUAUUGAAGCUACUACCAACGAUGAGAACGACGACGAGGAUGACACUACCAAUAACGAAACUAAUGCAAAUGUCGCUGAACUCUUAACAGAAGUUUCCUCAAAUUCAAACACAGAGGGCUCGACUUCUACUACUGAUAAAGGUGAUCAACAAUAGUAUGAUGUUUAGGUUUGAUUUUCUACAGAUACAAACAAAUGUGUGGUGGCAAUAUUUAUUAGUUUUGUGUAUGUGUGUAAAUGUUUUCUAUUUAAAUUUUCCUUUACCAAUUUUUUAAUUACAUAUUAAUAUUCCCUCAUAACAAGGUUAGAGGAACAAUUAGGGCUCUCCAUUGUUGUUUUGUUAUUACUACUAUUACUACUACUAUUGUACUAUUAUUCAGAAGAAGAAAGAAAAA